UGCAAUCAUAAACAAAAUGGCGGACGAAAAACCGGUUUAUUGGUAAAAAAGAAAUUAUAUUUUAUUUUAACUAUUCGGGAGAAAUGGAGGGUCUCUACCAACAGACAAAUAGGCUCGUUUUACAAAUACAGAGUCAACUGAACAAACUUGGWAUCGUACAAGGAGAAAGUCUUGAUGAAUUGGAGCAAAGUAUUGACAACACGUUACAUGAGGUGUCAACCAACUGUGACAGGCUAGCACUUCUUGUCAAUAAAGAGCCUCCACAUAAAAGACAAAGUGCAAAAAUGUAUGAAAAAGAAGAAAGGGAAAGAGAUGAAUUACUUAACAGAAAAUUUGCACCAAAUAAUAGUGGCGAAACGUCCAUUAUGAUUGACCAUGCCUUACAACACAACACUGGACUACAGAAUGCUAAUAGAGGGAUGGAUGAUAUGUUAAGUAGUGGGUCAAGUAUACUCACAGGACUGAGAGAACAGAGGAACAUGCUAAAGGGUACUCAGAAACGAAUUCUCGACAUUGCAAAUACACUAGGUUUGUCAAAUACAGUUAUGAGAUUGAUUGACAAGAGAGCAACUCAGGAUAAAUGGAUAGUGAUUGGUGGGGCUGUUGUAACGUGUAUAAUAAUGUUCUUUGUUGUGAAGUACCUCACCUAAUAAAGUACCUCACUUAUUGAAGUACCCAUUUAAUGAUGGGCAAAUGAAUGUUAACAUUGCAGACCAAUGAGACAUUAUGUGCAAACUGUAGGCUGCACACAAACUGUUAUUUCUACCAGAAGUAAUUAUAAUGUUUACAUGCUAACAAAUCCAAAGACACAAUUCCCAUUUUUGUCUACCUCACAGAGUUUUAAAUACAGAAUUCAAGAUGACAAACACAAACGACUUUAACAAUAAAUGUCGCAAAAAAUGUAAAUUAGAUCAUGGGACCAU
Messenger RNA from Exaiptasia diaphana, 923 nucleotides. Its product is annotated as Golgi SNAP receptor complex member 2. Gene Ontology annotation, cellular component: late endosome membrane; ER to Golgi transport vesicle membrane; endoplasmic reticulum membrane. Gene Ontology annotation, biological process: vesicle-mediated transport; vesicle fusion. The record is from RefSeq and is a predicted model, not a curated record. Lineage: Eukaryota; Metazoa; Cnidaria; Anthozoa; Actiniaria; Aiptasiidae. The transcript is spliced from 7 exons. The coding region runs from base 84 to 650 and encodes 188 amino acids. Gene Ontology annotation, molecular function: SNARE binding; SNAP receptor activity.